AUGGACGUGAGAUUUUACCCUGCUCCCCCGGCCAAUGUGGGUUCAUGCUCCCUACCCGCUGAUCCAAGUUGCUUGAGCUCGCUGGACUAUUAUCACUCCAACAAGGCCCGGUACAGUGUGGGUGAAAGAGGGGUCAGGCUCCACUCUGCCCCCCCUCCAGGCAUCAGUCCAGCUAGGAAAAGACUACCCACUGCUGUGUUUGAUGGUGACAACAUGUACAUGAAUGACAAUAACCAAGAGUUCCGGUCACCAAACCAGAGCUAUACCAGUCAGGGCAGAGGAAGCAAUGGUGGAGGAGGGGGAGGCGCAGGGGAUGAAGACUACGAGAUCCCCCCGAUUACACCCCCUAAUCAUGCUGACCCCUCUUUGCUGCACCUUAUGGAACAUGAGUCAGGGUACCCCUUUCACACCUUGCCUCACAAUGGCCUACUCAACACCUACUCUUACCCCGAGCUGCCCGCCCUUAUGAUGUCCAACAUGCUGGGUCAGGACAGCCACCUUCUCUCGGGGCCUAUGCACUCAAUAAGCAACGACAAGCGGUCUUCAGCAGAAAUGAUGAAACCUAAACCCAAACCGCAAAAGAAAAAGAAGAAGAAAGACCCCAACGAGCCACAGAAACCUGUCUCAGCCUAUGCGCUCUUCUUCCGAGACACCCAGGCGGCCAUUAAGGGUCAGAACCCCAACGCCACCUUUGGAGACGUCUCCAAAAUUGUUGCCUCCAUGUGGGACAGCCUAGGAGAGGAACAGAAGCAGGGUUACAAAAGAAAAACUGAGGCGGCAAAAAAGGAGUACCUGAAAGCCUUGGCGGCGUACAGAGCAAGUCUGGUUUCCAAGACAUAUAAUGAUCCAGAGCCAAAAAGUGCCCAGCAGACAAGCCAGGCCUCCCACCUGCUACCCCCCAAGCAGCCCCUGUAUAGUCCACAGCCCUCAUCACCCUACCUGGGCCCGUCGGGCUCAUUCCCUCUGUCGGACCUCCAGAGCUACGCGGGUCCGCCGCGUCACAGCUUGGCAUCCACUCUAAGCCAAUCGCAGAUGCUGCCACCCAGCAUGAGUGCCUCACCCCCUGCUCCCUUCCAGAUCAGCCCACCCCUCCACCCUCAUGCCCAGCUCUCCCUGCACCAGAGCUCCCUGCUCAAUCAGCCUAUCCGCAUGCAGCAGUCACAGCCAAUCAUCUCACACCAAAUGGGACUCCAGGCACCUUUGCAUUCCCCACCUCUCAGCCAACAGGGUUUUUCCCAUAUUCAGACUGAGUACCAGAACAGCGUGGGGGGCUCACAGUCUCCAGGGGCCCCGAACCCAGUGCAUGGCCAGAACCCAGAAUGGGAUAGUGAAUACUGCAACAGGGAUUGUGGACCCAACCCUUGCAGCAGUGGCAUGGGAGCUCGAGACAAGCCACUCUACCUCACUUGA
Molecule: messenger RNA, 1410 nt
Organism: Nerophis lumbriciformis (worm pipefish)
Lineage: Eukaryota; Metazoa; Chordata; Actinopteri; Syngnathiformes; Syngnathidae
Source: RefSeq, a predicted model, not a curated record